GUACCUAAAUUCAUGGAUGUGAUAUGCCACUGUAGUCCACAUUUUGGAGUACAGUGGUAUAUCCCAUCCCUGCAUGGAGGUACGUUUUCAGACCCAUAUCUAGCGCAGGGUUUAAAUAUAACCACGACUGCGUUCCGACCCCCGUUCAGCUCAGUGUUAACAAGCAGAACAGGAAGGUUUGUAUCUUCUGCCAAUCGCUCGGUAAGCGAUUACACACGUCUGAAAACAUGGCGAAUUUUGUGGAGGCAACAUCCUCGCAGCAGUUUGAGGACUUGCUAUCAAAGGCUGGCAAGUUCCUGACGGUGGUCCACUUCCAGGCAGCAUGGGCCCCUCAGUGCAGUCAGAUGAACGAUGUGAUGGGAGAGCUGGCCAAGGAGAACAAACACGCCAUGUUUGUCAAGCUGGAGGCAGAAGCAGUGCCAGAGGUAUCAGAGAAAUAUGAGAUCGCCUCAGUCCCGACCUUCCUCUUCUUUAAGGGUGGCCAGAAGAUUGACAGGCUGGACGGAGCUCAUGCCCCAGAGCUGACCAAUAAGGUCCAGAGGCUGUCGGUCAGCUCGGGGGGGCUGGGCGGGCCAGGGACGGAGCCCCCUAAAGAUGACCUUAAUGAGCGUCUGAAGAGACUGAUCAACGCAGCACCCUGCAUGCUCUUCAUGAAGGGAUCCCCCCAGGAACCCCGCUGCGGUUUCAGCCGUCAGAUAGUGGCGCUUUUCAAGGACCACGCUAUCCAGUUCAGCAGUUUUGACAUCCUGUCAGACGAGGAAGUGAGAGGGGGGCUGAAGACCUUCUCCAACUGGCCCACCUACCCUCAGGUUUACGUUAACGGAGAACUCGUAGGGGGACUGGACAUUGUCAAGGAACUAGCUGAAUCUGGUGAGCUGGAGAAUACCUGUCCCAAGGCUGUCACACUGGAGCACAGGUUGAAGUCGACCAUCAACAGGUGUCCGGUCAUGCUAUUCAUGAAGGGCAAUAAAGAGCAAGCCAAAUGUGGAUUCAGUCGUCAGAUACUGGAGAUAAUGAACAGUGCAGGAGUGGAAUAUAGCACCUUUGAUAUCCUGGAAGAUGAGGAGGUUAGACAGGGGCUGAAGACAUACUCAAACUGGCCAACGUACCCUCAGCUAUACGUCAAGGGGGAACUCAUUGGCGGGCUGGACAUUGUGAAAGAGCUUAAAGAGAGUGGAGACCUUUCUUCUGUCCUGAGGGGUGAAUGCUAGAUGCCUUUCUUCUGUCCUGAGGAUGAAUGCUAGAUGCCAGUAGCACUGUUACUGUGAUGGGAAUAAGCUAUGGACUACUGCACUCUUCCUUUCCCUCUCGACCCCCUUCAUUCCCCUCUCGACCCCCUUCAUUCCCCUCUCGACCCCCUUCAUUCCCCUCUCGACCCCCUUCAUUCCCCUCUCGACCCUCUUCAUUCCCCUCUCGACCCUCUUCAUUCCCCUCUCUACCCUCUUCAUUCCCCUCUCGACCCUCUUCAUUCCCCUCUCGACCCUCUUCAUUCCCCUCUCGACCCUCUUCAUUCCCCUCUCGACCCUCUUCAUUCCCCUCUCGACCCUCUUCAUUCCCCUCUCGACCCUCUUCAUUCCCCUCUCGACCCUCUUCAUUCCCCUCUCGACCCUCUUCAUUCCCCUCUCGACCCUCUUCAUUCCCCUCUCGACCCUCUUCAUUCCCCUCUCGACCCUCUUCAUUCCCCUCUCUACCCUCUUCAUUCCCCUCUACCCUUCUCUUCCCCUCUCUACCCUCUUCUCUUCCCCUCUCUACCCUCUUCUCUUCCCCUCUACCCUUCUCUUCCCCUCUACCCUUCUCUUCCCCUCUACCAUCUUAGAACUUCCUUAACCUCUCACUUAAAGCCAACAAGGUCACAGUGAAUGCAGUCUGAGGCACGAGGGAUGAAAUAAGUCGUAUAUUAUCCAUCCAUUGAUUUUUCUGAACAUAGCACAGGUGUCCAAAUAAACCCAAUUGAUCAAAGUGCAUUUUGCCACCACCACCAGCUGCAAAUAUAAUAAAGUAAUCCAUGAUGCUA
Messenger RNA from Salmo salar (Atlantic salmon), 2014 nucleotides. Its product is annotated as glutaredoxin 3. Lineage: Eukaryota; Metazoa; Chordata; Actinopteri; Salmoniformes; Salmonidae. Gene Ontology annotation, biological process: intracellular iron ion homeostasis. Gene Ontology annotation, cellular component: cytosol; nucleus. The record is from RefSeq and is a predicted model, not a curated record.